AUGCCUUCCACAAAGCAGCAGCGUGCCCGUCGCCAGACCGCCCCUUCUGGCCCGCCGCGCAAACCCACCGCCAGUGAAACACAAGGAAGCCUCUUGGUCGUCGAGGAAAAGUCGCCUGGCUCUCUCGAGUGGAAAGCGCCAGGAUGGAACAAUGAACUGGAGUUCUCGCAGUGGCUCAAUGGCGUCAAAGAUGAUCUGAUCGAAGACAGCUAUGAUGAGUACCAGAAUUGCUUGGAUGAGCUCGAACAUUCGAAAGACCAUAUCGAUGAAAUCUUAACGAACACUCUCACACUCCUCGAUGACCUGUCCAGUCUGUCCGAAUCAUUCAAGUCGGUUGAGACUCAGACAUCCAACUUCGAGAAGCAAUGCGAAGGAUUGCUGUCGGCCCAAGAACGGGACACAAAGCUUGCAAAUGGGAUCCAGAACAAUCUCCAUUAUUAUGAUUUCUUGGACCCGGCGUCACGACGACUCAACGCCCCUGGCGCGGGAAACACUGUCCGCGAUCAAGAAUUCUCCGAUAUGCUGAGGCGACUGGAUGUUUGCUUGGACUAUAUGGAAACACAUCCGGAUCAAAAAGAGGCCGAGGUAUAUCGAUCCCGAUACCGGCUAUUGUUAACGCGUGCCCUUACGCUGAUCCGGGGUAACUUCGUGUCUUCUCUGAAGGAGAUUUACCAGAAUGUGUCCAAGAAAGUUUCAGAUCAGCAAUUAAACGACACAGCAUUAUCGGCCCUGCUGUAUGCCAAAUUCAGGGUUGGAGCACCCGAACUGAAACAGAUCGGAGUUGAAAUUCAAAAGCGAGCUGUCCCGCCACUGAAUCCAGACCAGAACGACGAAGCAGAAUACCAAAGUUUGAUGAACGAACUACACAGCAACUACUCCGCUAUUCGCGCGAAGCUGAUCAUUCCGCUCGCCAGGAAAAAGUUGAUCGAAAUCACACAGACACCUAGCUCAUCCAAGGAUCUGGUAUCCUUUGCCCGGGCUAGUAUUAGCUACAUUCGCGGCUUGUGUCUAGAUGAAUAUGACCUGUGGGGAGAAUGGUUCCAUGGAAAGGGUGGUCUUUAUGAGUUCUUGGAAACACUAUGCGAACCACUAUACGAUCACCUUCGUCCUCGAAUCAUCCACGAGUCUGACAUUGUCAAGCUAUGCCAGCUGUGUAAUCUACUGCAGACUCGUUAUUUCUCAGAUCCAGAAGAAGAGCAAGAACAGACUGAGACCAAUCACCUCGACUUCUCUGCCUUGAUUCAGCCUGCUUUGCAAGAUGUUCAGGCCCGACUUGUUUUCCGUGCGCAGGCUGUUCUAAAUGACGAGAUUGAACGGUACAAACCCCGCCAAGAAGAUGUUGACUACCCCAUGCGAAAUAAGCAGGUAUCUUUGACUGUGUCCGAUACCCAGAUUUCCGGCAAGAAAGAUACCUCCGCGGACACUCUGAUCGACAUGACUACUCAGCUGGGCAAUGAUGCUGGCGAGCAAGACUCGGAAAGCAAAUGGGACUUUGAGACCCAAACUGCCCUUAAAGGGUGGUACCCUACUCUGCGGAAAGCAAUCUGGCUUCUGAGCCGGAUCUACCGCCUAGUAAAUUCCACCGUGUUUGAUGACUUGGCUCACCAAAUUGUGCAUCAAACUACCCUCUCCCUACAAAAUGCCAGCUCCAUCAUCGCCGGGAAAGCAACGCCGGCUGACGGCCAACUCUUCCUAAUGAGCCAUCUCCUAAUCUUGAAGCAACAAAUUGUCGCCUUUGACAUCGAAUAUGUUGCUCCAGAAGUCACCUUUGAUUUCUCCGGCGUAACCAACACAUUCUGGGAGCUCCGAGAGCGUGGUGGUCUCUUCAAUCCGCGCAAUCUGAUGCGCCUGGUUGGUCAUGGUCUCAUCCCGCGGGUAGUAGAAAACAUGCUUGACGCCAAGGUAGAGCUAGAUGGCCGUCUCCGCACCGUCAUCAAUGACUUCAUUAACGCUUUCGCUGCACGCAUGACUGCCUCCCUCCCUGCGAAAUUCGUGGACACACGCAACCUGCAGCGCGGCGAGCUCAUUCUUCCCUCCUGCCGAACGAUUGAAAAAGAGGUCCCUGGUCUCCGUAAGGUCUUGAAUGAAUACAUCGAUGAUACGCGGAUGAAGGAGACCCUUGUCGGCGCUGUUCAAGACCGUACCAUUCAGAUAUAUGAGGAAUUCUUUGAGAAGUAUACCUCCUCUGAGAAGGGGAAGGGCAAUCAUGUCAGCAAGAAGGGCAAAGGCCGAGAUGACGCGGUCUGGGAUGUCAAUACUUUUGCCGAAUGGUGUGAAGGCGUGUUCCGCGUCGGUGUAUCGGGCUUGCACGCUGACCUUCCUGAGGAUGACGAUGAUCUGCUAAGCACCAGUUCUUGA
Molecule: messenger RNA, 2358 nt
Organism: Penicillium brevicompactum
Lineage: Eukaryota; Fungi; Ascomycota; Eurotiomycetes; Eurotiales; Aspergillaceae
Product: Golgi transport complex subunit COG3
Exons: 4
Coding region: 1-2358 (785 amino acids)
Biological process (GO): Golgi organization; cytoplasm to vacuole targeting by the Cvt pathway; autophagy
Cellular component (GO): membrane; COG complex; cis-Golgi network
Source: RefSeq, a predicted model, not a curated record